GACCCUCCCAGGGAGACCGCCUUGGAGGACAUCGCCCCCGCCCCCGGUGCGGGGCCGGGGACACUGCGGGCGGCGCUCGCAUCUUUCCCGCCCAGCCCGGGAGAAGAGGGGGUCUGGGGACAGCGACCGUACKCCGGACUCGUCUUCAGGUUGCACARGGGAGGCCGCAGCGGAACYUUUCUCCUCCGCCCUGCUCUAGAUUCCACCCGGGCCCCGUUGGCGCCGUACGCAGUGGUGGAGACUUAGACAUGGAGACGGCGGGCGCUGGGCCUGGCGAGCCUUCCCACCUGGAGACUCGGGCGCCCACGGACGAUCGGCUUUUCCUGGUGAAAGGUGGAAUUUUCCUUGGUUCUGUUGCCGCAGCAGGAAUGUUGGCUGGAUUUGUUACCACACUAUCAUUGGCUAAAAAGAAAAGCCCUGAAUGGUUCAAUAAGGGAAGCAUGGCUACAGCUGCCUUACCAGAGAGCGGGUCUUCCCUUGCCUUGAGAGCUCUUGGCUGGGGCUCACUUUAUGCCUGGUGUGGGGUUGGUGUGAUCAGCUUCGCAGUCUGGAAAGCUUUAGGAGUUCACAGUAUGAAAGACUUUCGAAGUAAAAUGCAAUCGAUAUUUCCAACAAUUCCCAAGAACUCCACGUCAGCUGUUGAGUGGGAGGAAGCACUGAAAUCUAAAUAGAAGGACAUGGGUGAAUUCCAGUAUGGUUGCUGCAGGAAGGGUGGUUUUGGAAACACCACCACAGUUGAAAAGGGACUGGGAGCAGUUUCCCCAUGGAUCACCAACAGAUUGUGAUGAAGCGCAGGACAGCAGUGUCGGGGCUCCCCGGCAGGCGCUCUUUCUGUGUGCCUGCGUCUGUCGGGAGGGAAAUGUCUUCCCAAAGUUCAGAUGACUAUUUAAYAAUAAUAAUCAUUGGGAUGCCUUCCCAGGGGGAGGGGGCCCAAAGGAAAGAUGUCUGUUUGGAACAAUAAACCAAGGGUUGUACCCGGGRAAAAAAAGAGUUUAUAAUAAAGUAUGACAAAGAAUCUUUAUAAGCAGACCUCUAACAGCAGUGAUACCUCAACGUAUCUAAAUAAGUGGGUUUUAUGAGCCUUUCCUGUCAGUAUAUGCCUGAGACUCUGGAUGGUUACUAUGAGGCAGUGUAAAGUGACAGGCUCAUAGGUGACUCCCACAUAGUGGGAGGCAGUCGUGUGGCUUGUGGUCCUGAAAGUCUUUGGUUUGCAGCUAGGACACAUUCCAGUUGCUCACCUGAUGGCCUCACUGGAAGGCCCUGUGAACUAUCAUGG
Urocitellus parryii (Arctic ground squirrel) is the source of this 1276-nucleotide messenger RNA. It is a transcript of the gene Tmem242, whose product is annotated as transmembrane protein 242. Lineage: Eukaryota; Metazoa; Chordata; Mammalia; Rodentia; Sciuridae. The record is from RefSeq and is a predicted model, not a curated record.